Vanrija pseudolonga is the source of this 1310-nucleotide messenger RNA. RefSeq lists its product as uncharacterized. Bases 37 to 1089 code for a protein of 350 amino acids. The record is from RefSeq and is a predicted model, not a curated record. The transcript is spliced from 4 exons. Lineage: Eukaryota; Fungi; Basidiomycota; Tremellomycetes; Trichosporonales; Trichosporonaceae.
CUCACUUUGACUUGACUCUCUUACUCUUCUCUCGCCAUGCCAGAUAACAAGGCAUCGGCGUCACCGCCCCCAAAUCCAAAUCCACCUUGGGGCUCGGCACCUACAUUAGCAAACCUCGAACUAGAACCUCGUCUCCGUCUACGCGACGGCUCCCACUCGUCGGCCUCGACGCGUUCCUCAAUGCGCCCAGCCUCAAGGUCACGCGGGGGCUCCCGCCAGCGCCGUGGCUCGACAAGGAGUGAAGGCCUAGACUCUGUCGUCUCCUCCGAGUCCACAGACAUGCCCGCCGCGACCAACACCACCGCCGCCGCCGCCAACGCCGAUCCGAGGUCAACGCGUCGGCUUCCUCGGCUCAACAGUCGCCCGCGUCGCCCAACACCAGAGCGGCAAGACAACGACUCGAGCAGCGAAGACGAGCCCCUCGCCCUCAGCAGGUCAAGGUCACCUGUGAAGCGGUCGGCCACCGCUCGUCAUACAGAGGUCAUCGGUAGCUCCUCGUCGUCGUCAUCACCCGACAGCGGAGCGGCCAGAAGAUUCACGGCUGCGGAGAAGGGCAAGGGCCGUGCGGCACCUCCGUCUCCGACGCCCAUCGAGGUCGAGUCGGAUAGCGACGACAGUCCACUGCUGGCCGACGAGAGUAUCCAGUUUAUCAAGCAGCAAGCCCCCUCUCCGCUUCCAGUCGAGGACGAGGUGGAGAGUGUCAUUGGCGAGGACGAAGCCAUAACGGCGUACACCCGUGGAGGCCGUGGUCGUGGACGCGGACGUGGAGGUCGCGGUGGCGGUCGUGGUGGUCAUCAAGUUCAGCCGACAGAGUGGGACACCGACUCGCUGCGCGAAGCGGUCACCACCCAGGCCGACUCGAUGCUCCGCAACCAGAUUCAAGCCAACGGGACGAGAGAGGAAAGAGGCGAAGCUCGAAUCGAACACCCACUCAAGGGCCUGUGGCAGGUGCAGGGGUCUUGGGUCAUCGAGGGCGAAUGUCCAGUCUGUCGCGAGCGUAUCCCAGGUGGUCUCGGUCCCAUCGGCUCUGGUAUCGGCGGUGUCAUCCUCCUCGAAGCCAUGGUCCGCCAUGCUGGCGACCUCGUUUGAGCCUCGGCCACAGGCUCCACCCACGCACGGACGACACAUCAUCGUCCCGUCCCCGGACCCCCGUCCACUCACUUAGUUCCAUGUCCGAUACGCCGAGGCGCUGUGAAAGCCCGGCGGUCACUCUGCUCCACCACACAUCCAGGCUCACCCGAGCUCCUCCUCCGCACACCCACGUACGCACGUACCCACUUUGUUCAUAGUAGCUGUAAUUAUGUUGUCAC